This is a messenger RNA of Pyricularia oryzae 70-15, 648 nucleotides long. RefSeq lists its product as uncharacterized. Bases 13 to 648 code for a protein of 211 amino acids. The transcript is spliced from 3 exons. The record is from RefSeq and is a predicted model, not a curated record. Lineage: Eukaryota; Fungi; Ascomycota; Sordariomycetes; Magnaporthales; Pyriculariaceae.
CCUCUAGCCAUCAUGCAGAUUCCCACCUUCACUCAGCUCGCCCUCGCAGGCCUUCUGGCCUCGUCCGCCGCCGCCUUCCAGGCGCCGCAGGGCCCGACCGCUGUGGCCUGCCGCUUUGCUGGUGCCCUUGCUGUACUUGCCGCCCCGGUUGUGGCUGGACCUAUCCCGGUUGUGACGGACUCGCUUGUCGUUCGUAAUGAGGACGAGGACAAGGAUGACGAUAAGAAGCCAGGCAAGCCCGAGAAGCCUGGAAAGCCGGAGAAGCCAGGCAAGCCGGAGAAGCCUGGCAAGCCCGAGAAGCCUGGCAAGCCUGAGAAGCCUGGCAAGCCUGAGAAACCCGGAAAGCCUGAGAAACCCGGAAAGCCUGAGAAACCCGGAAAGCCCGAGAAACCCGGAAAGCCCGAGAAACCCGGAAAGCCCGAGAAGCCUGGCAAGCCCGAGAAGCCUGGCAAGCCCGAGAAGCCUGGCAAGCCCGAGAAGCCUGGCAAGCCCGAGAAGCCUGGCAAGCCCGAGAAGCCUGGCAAGCCCGAGAAGCCUGGCAAGCCCGAGAAGCCUGGCAAGCCCGAGAAGCCUGGCAAGCCCGAGAAGCCUGGCAAGCCCGAGAAGCCAGUGCCCGACCCAAUUUUCACUAUCGGCCGCCGCGCUUGA